Molecule: messenger RNA, 1498 nt
Organism: Cyprinodon tularosa
Lineage: Eukaryota; Metazoa; Chordata; Actinopteri; Cyprinodontiformes; Cyprinodontidae
Gene: snapc2
Product: small nuclear RNA activating complex, polypeptide 2
Exons: 6
Coding region: 122-1333 (403 amino acids)
Biological process (GO): snRNA transcription
Cellular component (GO): nuclear body
Molecular function (GO): RNA polymerase II general transcription initiation factor activity
Source: RefSeq, a predicted model, not a curated record
GAAAGAGAAGAAGAAGAAGCUGCAUCAUCAACAACAACCGGAGGUUUUUCAUUUGAACUGAACUUUUUUCCUCCAAACUUUCUGAAGGUUUUUUUUUAAUCCGGCCUCUGAGCGUCUCAGGAUGAAGCCGCCUCCUCGCGCUCGGACUAAGCGGGACCUGGAGAUCCGCUCUGGGACCCCGGAGCCCCGCAGGAAGCCCGCGGUCCGGAGGUGGGGGCGCGUGGAGCUGAAGAAGCUGCUGGAAGCCCUGAAGGAGCUGCAGCAGGGGCCCGGAGCCCCGCGGGACAUCGACUAUGUGAUCCUGAAGAACCGGGUUCCGACCCGGUCCAUCUCAGAGGUCCGCGCCAUGGUGGACUCUCUGAAGGGAAGAGUGAUGUCAUCAGCCAGGUUCCAGCUGAGAAUGAAGCAGCGCGAGGAGCAGCGGGCCUGGAGGCCCAUCCAGUGGUGGACGCACACGGCCUCCGUUCUGAGCGGAACCAUGGAAACGCUCAUAUCUGCCGCCUUCUCUCAGAUGCUGACGGUGUCGUCCAUCGAGCCCUGUGCUCUGAGCGGCUUUGAUCCCUGCUGGGACAGGAGGCCCCCUGCUGGUCGCGGCGUCCCGAUCAGACCACGGCCCCGCUCGCCACUGAAAGCAGCAGCAGCAGCAUGCAGAGGCCUCCCAGCACCUUCUAAAACCCCUCCGGCUGUCAAACAGACGUCUCCUGCUGCUGCCGUCUCCAGCCCACCAACAGGACAUCCACAGCCUGCUUCUGCAUCGCCUCCUUUCCCCGCCUCCAGCCCUUCCUCUUCCGACUCCUCGGCCCCGCUGUCCGACGCGGCGGCUAAGCGCCCUGCGAAGUCCAGGCCAACCAGGAAGCGCGCCGCUGCAGAAAGCAGAAGGAGUGCACUUGAAUAUGUGGUGGACUUUGAAAAGAUCUACAAGUUCUUGAGUUUUCUCCAAAAUCCCAGCGAUGUCUCUCACCUCACUCCCAUGGAGAGUGCGGUAGUUUUGGACCUGCUGAUGUCCCUCCCUGAAGAGCUCCCUCACCUGGACUGCAGGAAGCUGCAGGCCCACCUGGUCCAGAUGCAUCAGGCCCUCUGGGCUCCUGCGGACUCUAGGUCUGCAAAGCAGCUGCUCUCCAUGCUGAAGGACACGCAGGCGCCCGCAGCUCCAGAUCCCGACCCGGCACGCAGUCCGGCUCCAGGAACGGCCGGUCCCGACGGCGAUCCAGGAGGCUCCAGGUUCUGCCCGCCUCUCAACCCGUUCCUCGUUCCGCUGAACCUGUUGCAGCGCAGGCAGACUUCCAGCUCUAACGUCCUUCCGUCUGCGUCUGUGAACGACGUGGAGACAUGAAUCAGUUUUCAUCAAACGCCGCCUCAGAUUCUCAGAUUGAGUCACACGUUUUCCACAAUGACAUUUGAUGCCACUUUAAACGUUUGUCUCCUUGGUUUGAAUAUCUUUUUUUGUUGUUUUCAAUGUAAAUUUUUGUGAAUAAACUGGUUAUUUAUGAAUCAUUUA